Plasmodium vivax (malaria parasite P. vivax) is the source of this 3606-nucleotide messenger RNA. RefSeq lists its product as hypothetical. Gene Ontology annotation, molecular function: protein kinase activity; ATP binding. Lineage: Eukaryota; Apicomplexa; Aconoidasida; Haemosporida; Plasmodiidae. The record is from RefSeq and is a predicted model, not a curated record. Gene Ontology annotation, biological process: protein phosphorylation. The transcript is spliced from 4 exons. The coding region runs from base 1 to 3606 and encodes 1201 amino acids.
AUGCAGAGAAUACGGAGGGAAGAUUACCUCAGGAAGUGUAAAAAUCGAGACGACUUCGUUUACGCCCACGUGCGGGAUAUAUUAUCCCACCAGCCCUUCGACGAAAUUCUGCCAACGAUUGCCCCAUUCGGCUACACCUCGCGCACUCUUUUUCUUUUCUUCCCCCCAAAGCUAGAAUACCAAAAUGGGGAUGUUUACAUCGGCACGACGAAGAACAGGAAGCGGCACGGCUAUGGCUACUACGUCUACAAGGAGAUUGGGAGCGUCUAUCAGGGCGAAUGGAUCGAAAACGCGAAAAGCGGCUACGGGACGUUGUAUAACUCGUGGGGAAUUGUCUACUCAGGCGAAUGGCUGAACAACAUCUCCCACGGGUUUGGAUGCACCUACGCGAAUGAGCAGCUCUUCCUGGGGACGUACAAAUUCGGACUGAUAAAUGGAGUGGGCAUAUUAAAAAAAAACACCAGUUAUAACUUUUGCUUGUUCGAGUCGAAUAGGAAAAAAUGCAAAAUAAAAAUUACCAAAAAUAUGGAGGUAUUUCUUCACUGUUACAAAAAGGAUAAACUUUUUUUGAAGGAAAAAUUGGGCGCCUUUUUCCCCCUGUACGCGGACAGCAGCAUCUCACGUUUGGUGCGCCAGCAAAUUUUUCGCCACCUCUUCGGCGUAGACAAGUCGUUUGGGCAGUUUUUUGCCAAGGGGGGGAGAAGCGAGCGUCCAAAUGGAGGCAUAGGUGGAGGCAUAAAUGGAGGCGCAAGUGGAGGCUUCCUAAGCUACGUAAACUACGAAUCGAGGAUAAACUUUCUGAAGGGGCUAAUUAGCAAAGGGGCGAAAGGAGGAAGAGGGGAGGAGACACACCCUGACGGUAGUGUGGGCAGCACGGAUGACUCAGUUUGGAAUUCCCCCUCCAAGGGGGAGACCAACCAGCGCAAUGGCUGUAAUGUUUUUCCAUUUGGUGAGGAUAAGGACCCACGGGGGGAUUUCCCCUCGAGGGAGGCAGCAAAACGUUCAACAAGGCAUCAAACAAGUAAUGAGGGGAGAAGUCCCCUCUUUGUGGAGGCCUCCAUCAGGGGUGCAAGCCGUUUGUAUAACUCAAAUGAUUUUUUCAAGUGCAUUCCUCACCUUACAUCGACGCAUCUUCUUUAUAAGUCCGACGAGGAGAGCGGCAGCGAGUUUUGCCCGGACGUGACUCCCUCCAGUGCCUCUUCCCUCGAACGACACUUUAAAGUGAAGCAAAAAGUAACGGCGGCGAUAACGGCGGCGAUUCGCCCCGUUUUCCACUCAAACAGGGGUGCAAGCGAAAAGAGGAUAAUAACACAGAGGAGACAGCGGAAAGGAAGGAGGUCCAAACUGUAUAAGCUACUUGUGGGUGGGGGGCCCAAAGGAGAAGGUGCCUUAUCGAAUGAUCCCAGUGAGUGGACUGCAGAGUGUAGGGGUGCCCAGUGGGGUAGCGUCCAUUCGACAGGGAAAGCGGCACUUGUUCGGAGCACACUCCGCGGAAAGGCCGUCGCGGGGCGGGGAAAGGAAAUGCCGCGGGUGCAAAGGCGGAGCCACAGGGCGAAAAAACCGCCAUCACCGCCAUCACCGCCAUCACCGCCAUCACCGCUAACACGGCCAACCGCCAUGCGCCUGCUAACCUACCUGCAGCGGAAAAACGAGAAGAACCAAAUCGAGUGCAUUUACCACUGGAGGAGCUACCACAUAUUUGUUCUCCUGCGCCUGUUCGGCCUGCACAAGUACAUUGCGGCCUUCAAGGGCAACCACAUUAGCGGCUUCCACUUUUUCACGCUCAACCGAAACAUGCUGAAGAUGCUGGGCGUAGACAAGCAUGAGCAUAUGUACUUUCUACUGAAUUUUGUAAACGCCUUUAGCAGUCUACAUGACAUGUAUCUGCAGAUGCUCGUCCCCUGGGGGAACAUAACUGGGGAUGCACUGCUAACCUUCAGCUCUCUGCCCAAAUCUGAGCUGGUUGUGCUCAGUCGGUUGGGAAGACACAGCCCUGGGGAGGGGGCAUCAUACCUGUGUUACUAUGCAAAUGCACCUGUGAGGCUGAAAAUGUUUUCGGGGAAGGAGGGACAAAGGGGCCAAUCUGGCAGGGAAGCGCCAUGUGAUAAGCCGGAUGAUGCCGCACCAAAUGGGGACUCCAGCACAGUUAGGAAUGAAGAAGGGAGUGCUUCUCCCUGUGGUGAUGGAACCUCCGAAGGGAUGCACUCCCACUUGGGUAAUCCCCUCCUGAGCGCCGCACACAAGUUUCUGUUGGACGAGCAGCAGCUUAGCAACAUAGGGGAGAGCAUCUUGGACGGGUGGGGCAGCAUCAGAAGUAACCUGGCCAGUUUGGAGGCGCACGAGGUGUUUAGGCGGUUGAAGGGGGGGGGCCUCCCCCCCAGGGCCCAAGCGGAGGGAAACCACCAAAGGGGGGGAAGUGUAAAGCAGGACGCGAAGGAGGAUGUCGCGAAGGAGGACGAUGCACAAAGGCAAGACGCACAAAGGCAAGACGCCCAUGACGAAGCGGCCACCCUGGUGGAGAGGAUCCAACGAAGAACCGCCUUCAUGAAGGAGCACUUCGUCCUCUCGAAUUUGAGGCACCCCAAUGUGAUCAAAUACAUAGGCAACGUUAUAAGCAGGAAGAAGGAAAAGUUCGGUUUGGUGUUCGAGUGCCUCAGGGGGAUGUGCCUCCACGAUGCGAUUCGCGAUGCGAUCCGCGGUGGAUGUGAUGCGCAGCGGGGGCAGAGGCAAACGUGUGGAGCGGAGGGGCGAAGUGGGGCAGGUAGGAAGGCCCUAACGAACGAGAGCGUUAUCCGCCUUUUCUACGAAAUCGCGGCUGCCUUAUUUUACCUGCACAGCAAGCGCGUCGUGCAUGGGAAUAUAAGCAGCAAAAAUAUAUUCGUGUCUGAAGACGGGGGAGGCGUCAAGCUGUGCAACUUUGAGAAGGCCUCCAUAGAGAGUUACUACGAUUAUAAGUUGAGCGCCUCGGGGGGGGCUCGCCUCGACGGACCGAAUGAGCGGUGGUGCCGCUGCUGCCGCUUCUACCCCUGGGGAGAGGCCGAGAAAGGGGGAAUCCCAAACGGGCACUCAAAUCGUGUCAGGAGCAAACGGAUCGGGGGCUGCACCCCCCCGGAGGGAGAGAAAAUGAAUUUGCCCCUUCCGUACAUAACCUGCAUGAAUGAAGUUAAAAAUAUAAAGGCCAUGGUGACCUCUCCUUUGUUGCUCUUCCAAGCCAAAAAAUUUGAGAAGCGAACUGUCCGUUGCGAUGACCCCUAUGCUGCUCCAGAGGUGUUAAGAGAAGAAGAAUGUACCGCCAAAUGUGACGUCUACGCAUUUGGGGUUGUUAUGCACGAAGUUCUGUUUGGUGGGCCUCCCCUGAUGAGCGAGUUCAUGCCAUCCUUCUUUUGGACGUCCACUUGCUUUCACCAGAAAUACCUACACAUCGAUGUGGACAAAUUGCAUGGGAGGUUCCCUAAUAGGAAGCUCUUCCACUUGGUGGUGAGCAACGUCUUGCUGGUCAUGCGCCAGUGCCUGAGCCCGGAACCCACUUGCAGGCCCGAUUCGGCCUACCUGUGCAGGCACUUCGGGCGCCUGCUCGACCGCUCGGCAGGGCAUAGUAGCCCAUAG